UGAUAUUUGACACCCUCCCACCCCUCCAAGUAUUUUCUGCUUAAAUUUGAGCUUCCCGUGACAGUUUUGGUGCACAAUCCGGCGCCACAUGCAGUGUGCAGACAGCAGGGAGGAGUCUUCAGAGGACGGAAAACACUUUCUGCACAUGAAAACCAGCACAUAGCAGCUGAACAGAUCAUUAAAAAUGGGGAACAAAGUACCAAAGGAGGCUAAAAUGGGCAACAGCCUGAAAUGUUGCAAGUGUGAUAAAGUCCUGCCGCCGUGUACGAGCUUCAACAAUUUAACACAAAGUUCCGUUCAGGGGCGGUACGUGCACGUGUUCAAUGGAGGUGAAUACUACCGACCAGUUGGCAACAACAACUGGUACGAGUGCAAUUAUUGCUUCCAUAAGCCGAUGAGAGAUCGAGAGGAGAGGAGGAGAGAAGAGGAGAGGAGGCGAGAAGAGGAGCGACGGAGGAGAAUGGAGGAGAAAAGAGAAGAAGAACGACAAGAACGACUAAAUCAAAGGCUACAAGAGUCACAAAAGCAAGCCCAACAGCAGCAUGAGAAACAAAAAAGCAUUUCCGAAGAAUACCGGCCCAAGCGAGACGUCCUCAUCAGGCACCUGGAUGAGUUUGAGGCCGACGAUGAAUCACGCAGCGACGACUUUAUAGAAAUCCUCUCGCUGAAAUUAGGCAUCCCGGUUUCAAAUGUCAAUCUCUCUGAGCUGACUUCUGAUGAGCUGAGAAAGAUCCUGCCAGUGCUGGACGAGCUUCUGUUCGAUGAAUGGCUCAGCGCUCCUCCAUCCGUCAGCACUCUGCAGCACAGCCAGGUGUUCAUCACGGAGCUGUGUGCUCUGUCUCUGCACAUGUCUGACGGAGUUUCCCUGCAAAGCAUCUCCGAUCAGGUGCAGACCCUGGUGGGGUCCAUCAGCCAGUCAGCUCAUGGUGUUUCUGAGAAUUUCCUGUUGACUCAAGCCCUGUAUCUGACCCUCAUUCACUUUCUCACUGACAGCAGCAGCCCUGACACUGAUGCGGCCCUCGUAGCCAAACAAUGGGCUGAAGAUGAGCUUUCCACCGAGCAGCUCUUUCCUAUAGAGUUCCUGAGCGCUCUUGCAUCGUCACUGCAGACUACAGUCGAAGGAACCUCUGUGUUCAUUUUAAAGAUGGAGAUCCAGUGCUUGAGACUUCUCUUAUCCACACUCACACCUCUGAAUGGUGAGGAAACCCACUCAGAACCCACUGAGAUGCUCCUCAGACUUGUGCAAACAAACCAGUGGACCCCAGCAGAGGCAGUGACUCUGCUCAAAGCGCUGUCACAGAAAUAUUCAGAAGAUGCUUCCAUAAUCGAAGUCCUUACGUUGAUGCAAGUGUACGACAUCUCACCAGAAUGGAUGGAUGAGUCCGGACGCUCUCUCAUACAAACUCUUGACGAUGUUGGCCCUGAGAAAUUCCAGCAGGAUUUCCAAAAGACUCUCAGAAGACAAGAUGAGAGCACUCUGGUUGAAGCUCUAGCAGAAUUAAAAACAUUAAGGGACUUGGAUGAUUCUGAGAUUGAUAUGAUAAAAAACAUUACCACUGGCGUCCUUCGAUACUCAGAAAAUGCACCAAGAGAUGCAGCCUUUCAGAGAGAUUCCUUUAAAUGUGGAAGCUUAAAUGCAGACGACAUACAGGAGUCUCUGUCUCAGCUCUGCAGAGCAGUUUUUGACACAAAAGGCUGGUGGCCCACAGUGAAGCAGAUGCUGCGCUGGUGUGCCUUGAUGCUGACUGAGAAGAGUCCAGUGCUACAGCUGGUCGGUCUGGAAGAAGACGAAUGUGUCACAGCCAUGUUUGCAGCUGCACGGGUCUGCACAGGAAGCAAAGUGGACAUUGUGUUGAGCUCUGAUGGUCACUCUCAGGAGCGAACUAAGAACUGGUUUGAUUUCUAUGAGCACCUUAAAAUUUCUGUCAACACAAACAUGGAGAAAACAAAUGCAUCCUACAGCGAUGUCUACGAAGCAGACAUUGUGCACGGGACCAUAGAUGACUUUGUGUCUGAUUACUUUAAAGGCAGCAUAGAAGCGAUGGAAGCAGACAGCCCUCAGUUCAGUCGUGGAUUCCUCAUUGAACAACAAAGUCCCAGUGCAUUCAGGAAUCUGGAACUUUCCACACUCAAGGAGAAUGAUUCGCUUGUGUUUGCUGCGGAGGUCCUGCAAAACCUCAUGGGUAAAUUUCAAAGUGAAGAUAUGGAAGUGAGACACAAGUUUGUUAAGGCUCUUUUCCAGGUGCUUCACACCAACCUGAACAAAGACCCCAACCCUGACAACAAACUCAUCACCAUCUUAGAAAAGAUUGCUGGAAAGAGUUUGUCUUCUCAUGAGGCCUUCAUUCUGACUUUUCUUGAGAGUGUCCUGAGGGCAAUGACUAGAGAAACAGGUGAAAACAUGACAUCUCCUGCAGGGAAAUGUUUGGAGAUUAUAUUUGCCUGUGUAGAGCGAUUCCAAGCCUCAAAAGAACAAACCGCAGAAAUCUUCCAGAUGGUUUCAAAUCUUGGAGCAAAAACCCUUUGGUCACCAGCGGAAACCUUGGACCUCCUCGGAGCACUAACUGACCGCCAUCACGAUGAAGACUGUGUUUCUAUCAUGAGAAUUUUACAUCUGAUGGCCACAUAUCAGGUUUCCAGCAAGUGGACAGAUGAGAACAACCAGUCUCUCCUUAUGCUCCUAGGUUCUUAUGAAGCUGAGAAUCUAUUCCAGCAUUUAGAAACCAGCCUCAGAGAGGAGAACAUAAAAAGCAUUGACACACUUUUUGAGGAAAUACGGCAGAUGAAAGACAUUGAUGAGCAAACACUGAGUAAAUCAUACAGUGUGGUAAGACAUGUAGCAAACCUAAUUGAAAGCGGUGAAAUUAAAAAGCACACAGAUGCACAGCGAGCGAGGAAUCUCAGUCACAGUCUGGAUACUGAGGACCUUCAGGAGUUGCUGGCUGUCUUAUGCAACGCUGUUCACUUGUACAUUGCUAAAGAGAAAUGGUUUCCUCGAGCCACUCAGAUGAUAAGCUGGUGCCUCUUGGCCUUGUCGGACACUGGGAAGCUCCUGGAGAUGGGCACUGGAGAAGGGAAGUCUUGUGUCAUCGCAAUGUUUGCAGUCUUGCGUGCGCUCAGGGGUGAAAAAGUAGAUGUGGUGUCCAGCUCUUCUGUGCUGUGUCAGAGAGAUGCAGAGGAAUGGGCCGAAUUCUACAAGUACUUUGGCAUUACAGUUGACACAAACACAAACAAAACAGAGGAUAAAGAUCGGAAAGAAUGCUACCAGAAGGACAUAGUCUACGGGACUAUCGAAACCUUUGCUGCAGAUCACCUUCGCCAGAUUUUUGAGAUGAAGGAUGUGAGGCCUGAUCGCGGCUUUCAGUGCAUCAUAAUCGAUGAAGUCGACUCACUGCUGCUGGAUCAGGGUGUGCAGCUAACCUACCUGUCCAGCGCCAUGGUCUCCAUGCAGCAUCUGAACAUUAUUCUGGCCAUGAUCUGGAGCCACGUCAACCAGUAUGGCUUCCUGUCUGCUGGACAGCAGAUGUUUGUACAGGCUCCUCCUGCCUCAUUCUUCAAGGCCAUCUUUGACUCAAUAGACACAGAAGAAGGUGAAAUCAGUGACCCAAUGGACAUUUUACGUAUCGCUGAAGAAACCAACACUGUGCCAACAGGAUUCACAGAGGAUUUCUACAAAAGUGAGAAGGAUGAACUUCUUCAAAAGCUGAAAACUGUCAGUCAGGAUGCAAUGGUGAAUUUUUUCCAAGAAAUGGAGGACUAUGUCCCCUAUGGCUUUAGCGUUUACACUUUGGACGAUGAGGGACUGCUCUGUCUUCGAAAGCGCAGUCCGUACAACAACCGGGACAUUCCAGAGCUUAAAUUUCUUGUCUUGGAGGAAGGCUUGUGUUGUGUUCUCUAUGAUUCAGAGGAAAUUCUCAUCAAGCCUAUCGUGGAGCUAAUCUCGGAGAAGAUUCAGUACACUCCAUGUGCAAACAAUAAGGACAAAAUCAGCAUCCCUGGAUUCUUGAGUCACCUCAUAGAGAGGAAAAUGUCAGUGUGGGUUCAGAAUGCCUUUCUGGCAAAGCAACUGAGGCAAGGACGAGAAUAUGUCGUAGAAAACGACAACGUCUGUCCCGUGGACUUCAAAUCCACCGGUAUUGUGGAAAUGAAUAAGAAAUGGGGUGAUGGUUUGCAGCAGUUUGUUGAGAUUAAACACCAAAUCAAACUGAGCACAAUUUCAACAGUGACGAACUACAUUUCUAACACAUCCCUCUUUGAAAAGUACAAUGGGAAAAUAUAUGGUACAACCGGGACACUUGGGAGCCAAAUAGACAUGAUGUUUUUGCAGGACUUAUAUCCAAGUCUAUCUGCCUGCAAAAUGCCAACAUUCAACAGGAGGAAGUUAUUCGAAGUCAAAGGUUCUGUGAAAACCUCAGCUGAAGAGUGGAAAUCUGAAAUAAAACGAACGGUUAUGUGUCAGAUUUCCCCAAAUUCAUACAGAGGUGGAAGAGCAGCCCUGGUGAUCUGUGAAACUAUCAACAAAGCCAAAGAGAUCCAUGAAGAGCUGAAGAGCAGCAUCCCAGGUGAGAUCAUACUCUACUGCCGAAGUGACAAAGACAGUUUAAGCAAAAUAGACAAGGAACUGCUUCCUGGUGAUGUCAUUGUUGCUACAAACCUUGCCGGGCGUGGCACCAACAUUAAAGUGUCCAAAGAGGUAAACAACAAUGGAGGAUUAUUUGUGGUUCUGUCCUACCUCUCUGAGAACACAAGAGUUGAACUCCAGGCUUUUGGUCGAACUGCACGUAAAGGUAGACCUGGAUCUGCUCAGAUCAUCAUGUCAGUCACUGAAUCCCUGCAGCACUCCUUCUCGACAGUGUCGUCUCUGGAGGAAGCUAAGAACACCAGGGAUAGACUUGCAGCAGUGAAAUUAGAACAAACGAUGGAGGACGUUGCUGAGAUGAAACUACGGGAGGACCUGUUUUCAGAGUACUGUGAAACUCUUCAAGAUAUUUACAAGAACACAGAUGAAGAUGAGAGAAGAGCUGUUGUUGCUAUCUUGAAUGAGUUCUGGGGAAUAUGGUUGCAAACGAAAUCGGAAGACAUUGAACAGUUGAAGAGAGAUGAAUUACAAAGAGACUUGGAAACAGAUUUGUCACUGGCAAAAAAGCAAUCUGAAAGUGAGACUUCACCAUGUUCCAGCAUUUAUCACUACAUCAAGUUUGGAAAUGUCGCAAUGAAUGACAAAGAAUGGAACGUCAGCGCUAAGCUCUUUGAAAAGGCCAUGAAACAGGAUCCAAGUUGGGCAGCCAUUGCUUUUUACAGUCAUUCGUACUGCACCAUAAAGCAGAAGAGUGCAGAUUACCUCAGCAAGGCCAAAGAUGAUCUGAUAAAGGCACAGGAUUCUCUGAAGUAUCUCAGUGAGGAGUCCAUGGUCUGUCUGCAGUUUGUAAAAAUAUCCUCUGCAAACUCAAACAUCAAUAACCCAACCAGCCUUGAGAAACAACUCACAACCAAAUGCAGCAUGUUAAGCUACUUUGACAAAAACAUUAGCGAGGCCAUCCAAAAACUGGAUGAAAUAAAGAAUAAAGGAAGGGAUGCACUGGUCAAAAAGUCACCAGUUUUCUUGCUGGUGUCGAGUGCGGACGAAGCUCUCCAAGAGGAAGCCUACAACCUCUACAGUCGAGGUCUGAAAUAUGUAUUUUCUGUAGAAGAGGAGCCUCGUUUUCCAUGGGAAGCUUUGCUGGUGUUCUGUCUUGGAGUUUUACAGAUUGUUGGAGGAGCACUGCUCACUGCGUUUACAUGCGGGACUUUAGCUCAAGUCGGCAUGGGUCUCAUCGUUGAGGGAAUAUCAGACUGCAUCACUGGCAUAGAGUCCAUGGUGACUGGAAAAUUCAGCUGGAAGUCAUGGGCUAUAGAAAAAGCUAUUUCUAUUGGUGUGUCUCUCAUCGGGUUUGGAGUUGGAAAGCUGCUUGCCAAGGGUGUCAAAGGUUCCAAAAUGUUAAUUAAAGGAUUGGGCAAAAAUCUGAAGUCAAUGCCAAAGUUUCUCUCCAAACAGGCUAAAGAUGGUUUGAGUGUUGUCACAAAGGCAAAUAUGAAGAAUACAGUAAAACACACUGCGAAAAAAAAUGGCAGAAGAAAUCAUUAAUUAUGG
Molecule: messenger RNA, 6130 nt
Organism: Amphiprion ocellaris (clown anemonefish)
Lineage: Eukaryota; Metazoa; Chordata; Actinopteri; Pomacentridae
Exons: 3
Coding region: 185-6124 (1979 amino acids)
Biological process (GO): protein import; protein targeting
Cellular component (GO): membrane
Molecular function (GO): ABC-type protein transporter activity; ATP binding
Source: RefSeq, a predicted model, not a curated record